Molecule: messenger RNA, 2365 nt
Organism: Callithrix jacchus (white-tufted-ear marmoset)
Lineage: Eukaryota; Metazoa; Chordata; Mammalia; Primates; Cebidae
Gene: RNF39
Product: ring finger protein 39
Molecular function (GO): protein binding
Source: RefSeq, a predicted model, not a curated record
CCACAUGCAUAACGUAAAACUGGGGCUCUUGGGGGGGGGUCACAGGGGGCUACCCUCCCCCUACAGGGCUACCCCGCCCCCAGAGCGCCCUCUAGUGGCAGCCUCCUAGGCUCGGGGACCCAGGUGUACUAUUUUCCCCUUCCUCCUCCCCCAAACCUUACUCGGGAAGCAGGAGAACCAGAUGAGGCGUUGCGCAAGACCUAGUGUUUACCUCCCGUGGGAGCCUCCUCCCUCCCUAUAAAGCCUGAUGUGGUGGAGAGAUUGGCCGAGACUGAGACUGGUUGAAGAGAGAGGCAAUCCCAGGAGAGGGGCAGAAAGCGGCAAAAGUUAAUGCGGGAGUCGGAGAGAAGGGCAUCUACACAGCAAGCAGCAGGGGCGGCCCGCCAUCUGCGCGCUCGAAGGCGGUCGCGGUGGUCGCGGAAAGGGCGGCGUCCAGAUCCCGGCUUUCCAUGGAUGCGCCUGAGCUGGGCCCGGGGCUGGUGGAGCGUCUGGAGCAGCUGGCGACGUGUCCUCUGUGCGGGGGCCCCUUCGAGGACCCGGUGCUGCUGGCGUGCGAGCACAGCUUCUGCCGCGCGUGUCUGGCCCGUCGCUGGGGGACCCCGCCGGCGACUGGCACCGAGGCUUCCCCCACCGCCUGUCCCUGCUGCGGCCUGCCGUGUCCCCGCCGCAGCUUGAGGUCUAAUGUGCGGCUGGCUGUGGAGGUGCGGAUCAGCCGCGAGCUGCGACAGAAGCUGGCUGAGCCUGGGGCCCUCACUGGGAGACGCCGAGGGGGGCGCAUCCCCACCAUGGGCUCUCUGGACCCGCACGGAGAGGAUAUGAGGAAGACGUGGAGACGAUUUGAAGUCCCAGCACCCAAGUCACCUAAUCCAGAGGCUGAUCUCCCUGAAGAUUAUCCAGUGGUCAAAAACAUGCUUCACAGACUGACAGCCGACCUGACCCUGGACCCUGGAACUGCGCACCGUCGCUUACUCAUCUCCGCCGACCGCCGCAGCGUCCAACUGGCUCCACCAGGAACACCCUCGCCUCCUGACGCCCCCACGCGCUUCGAUCAGCUCCCGGCUGUGCUGGGCUCGCAGGGCUUCGGGGCCGGCCGCCACUGCUGGGAAGUAGAGACUGGGGACGCCGCCUCCUGCAGAGACUCUUCUGGGGAGGAUGAGGACGACGGGGAGAGCCACUAUGCUGUGGGCGCCGCUGGGGAAUCCGUGCAACGCAAGGGCCGCGUGAGGCUGUGCCCUGCGGGGGCCGUGUGGGCCGUGGAGGGCCGCGGUGGCCGCCUGUGGGCCCUCACGGCACCCGAGCCUACCCUGCUGGGCGGCGCCGAGCCCCCGCCGCGGCGCAUUCGCGUGGACUUGGACUGGGAGCGGGGCCGUGUGGCCUUCUACGACGGCCGCUCACUGGACUUGCUUUUCGCCUUCCAGGCGCCCGGUCCCUUGGGGGAGCGCAUCUUCCCGCUGUUCUGCACCCGUGACCCUCGUGCCCCACUCCGCAUUGUACCAGCGGAAAGCUGAGUCUCGUCUCCAGCUAGAAGUCUGGCCCGGCCACUGGCCCUGCAGCUGCUUCUUUUUGGGCGUGGAAUUCCCUUCUAAUUUCAGGGAGCUCAUUCACACGCCCAUUGUAGGAGUAUUAAUACCAACCCACAUUUUUUCCCCUAAAAUAAUAAGACAGCUGGCCUCCAAGUUUUCACAUCCCUGCUCAAAACCAAAUCCAUUCGGGCUCCCUGGCUCUAAGGAUCUUCUCUCCCCUACAGCUACUACAGUACUUACUUCCUAACUGACUUCCCCCCUUCUAUACUAUUCUAGGCCUGCAGUGGGGGACAGUUCCUCCUCCCUAGCAGUACUGGUAAAGUGAUUGCAUUUCCUACACAGAGGCUCUGCUAGUCAAAUACUUAACUCCCACUCUUGCCUCUCAGCUCCAAAGAAGGGCUCAGGGCCUUCCCCACAGAUCUAAGGACUGGGCUACCCUGCCUGUCCACUGAGGGUUCUCCUAAAACAAGAGGCUUGACCCUGGUCUGGGCCCUGGGACCCUCUAGGAAGCUUCAUAACCCUUUUGGGGGAUCAGGGGGUGGGGAGGGACAAGCUAGUUCCCCAACCUCUUAUGACUGCUUUCUAUGCUCACAGCCUUUUUUCCAUAAGAACUUUCUUGAAACUUCUCUGCGCACAUAUUUACAGAAAGAAACCAAUGGUGCUACUUCCCUUCUCCCUCCUCAACCUGGGAAUACUUCAGACAUCCCCAAACUCAUCCUUGUGUAUAGUCUCACGCCCUUCCCCAUAUGUAUAAAUGGGCCCAUAUUUAACACAUUUUGUGAUUUUGGGUUAUUUAUUUUGUGCAUCUGUGGCAAUAAAUGAGAUCUCAGUGGUGGUAUGGA